CCCGGCCUGCUGCGCUGGGUUUGAGAAUUUGUCCUCUGCAUGGCACCCAAGAAAGAGAAAGGCGGGACUACCAACACCAACUCUAAGCUAUGGGAGCCCGCGCUUAUCGCCACACACUUCAACCAGGCCGAUUGGAACGGAUCCAUUGCUUUUGUAGUUGGAAACCAGAUUGAGGAUGAUCUUCUCAUUGGCGCCCUCACCACGGCUGUUGAAGUUCCUCAGCGUAAACUCUUCAGUAAGGUAUCAUGGCAAGACAUUCUCCAGCAGAUCAAUGAAGCAAAUGCAACCUUUGGAGCUGCAUCUAAGAAGUCAAAGAAACCCGUAGGUGGUAGUGCUCCUUUGUAUUAUGAGGUGUUAAUGGCAGCAAAAGCAAUCAUGGACAGUGGAGAGCAAUUAACCUUACCACUGAUAGGGAAACUCUUGAAAUUUCAGCUUCUCCAGAUUAAAACAAAGGACCAACAGCGACGGGAAAACGAAAAGAAGGUGCUAGAAGACAGAUUCAAGAUAGAAAAAGAUAAAGGGAAAGCAAAAUCUCCCAAAGAGAAGAAGACCCCAAGUGCCAAGGCUGCCAAAGGAAAGGGAAAGGACCAGCCUGAGGCAAACGCCACAGUGAAAAAGAACACCCAGUUGAAACGGAGAGGAGAGGAAGAUGACCUCAAGUAUUACAUUGACGAUGAGCCAGAUGAUGGUGCCCAGCAUUACAUUCUAGUGGUGGGCUUCAACAACCCUCAGCUCUUACCAAUAAUGACUGAACUUGGCAUCCCCAUAACCAGUGUAAUCAAAAUCUCUUCGGAGAAUUAUGAGCCUCUGCAGAGCCACCUGGCAACAAUUAGCCAGCAGCAGGAAGUUCUUCUUCCACCAGAAGAUAUAGAAGCUGAAAAACUGAAGAAAGAGAAUGCCACUAAAAAACUUGAAAUUUUCUGGAAGUACUUGGAACCAAUUCUGAAUAAUGAGAAACCUGAAACAAAUCUCUUUGAUGUUGCUCGGCUUGAAUAUACUGUCAAGGAAAAUGUCUUCCCUUCUGACUGGUCAGACAGCGAGAUGAUGCUGCAGCUGGGCACUGACAUUUUUGAAGGCAUUGCCUGUCUAAUGUACGACUGCUUGGAUUGGAAAAGGCAGCACCAGCACUACUUGGAAAGCCUGCAGCUUAUCACUGUCCCACAUGCAUCUAGUGAGAAGCCUGUUGCAGAAGCCACGCAGGUUGCUGAGACUCCACAAAUUGCUGCUACAGUCUCUGGCAAGAAGAAACCCCAAUCUGAAGAGCCACAAGCCCCACCAUCAGUUGCUCUCAUCACCAGCAUUGAAGUGGACAUGAGAUAUUACAAUGACCUGUUGAAUCCCAUCCCAGAGGAAUUCAUUUCUGUGCCCUUGAUACUGCACUGUAUACUAGAACAAGUUGUAGCAACUGAAGAAGAACUUGUCCCACCCAGCCUGGUGGAUCUACCUCCCAGAGCAAAUGGGCUGGACCACAGAAUUGCAGCUCACAUUGUGUCCAUCCUUCCCUCUCUGUGCCUCACAGAAGAAGAGAAAAAGAGUCUCCAUAAAGUAUUCUUACCUGAAGAAGAAAAUAACGUCAAGGCCUCACAACCCAAAGGGCCUCUCCUAUUGAACUAUCAUGAUGUUCAUGCCCAUAAGAAGUAUGCACUGAAGGACCAAAAGAAUUUUGACCCAGUUCAAAUUGAGGAGGAGAUGCUGUCCAAGUUGCCACUAUGGGAAUUACUUGAAUUUCCACUGCCUCCACCACGGAACAGCACAAAACGUCUAGCUACAAUUCAUGAGCUCAUGCACUUUUGUACAAAUGAAUCCUUGAGCUGGAAUGAAGUUGAACGAGCCUUCAAAAUUUUUAUCUUUGAGAGCCUGCAACUCUCUGAGGUUGACAAAGAAGGGAAACUAAAGCCAUCCAAGAUGAUGUACGACACAGAUUCUGAGACCUUCAACAUACCAUGGGACAACCCCACCCGAUUUGCUAAGCACAUCAGGCAAAAACACAUCAUUAAGAAGAAUGCUGAAAGGGACAGGGAUAAAAGAGCUUCUAAAAGAAAAGACAGAACAUUAUUUAUGGACCAGAACUUGACAAUGCUCCAGCAAGAUGUCUAUACAGGCCCUUCAGAAUUUCAUACAACUGAUGCUGUUCAUAGAAUGCAUUCUAGCCUGGAUAAUAAGAAACCCAGUGAGAGUAGCGGGUAUUCAGAUGAAGAUGUCAGCUUGAGAGCUCAGUGUCAAAUGGAGUCUUUGGAGCAGACCCUGAGCAAUGAGAUCAAAGAUGAAGCGGUCACAAAGGCUGAUCAUCUUGAAAAGAAACCCAGGAAGAUGAGUGUGGAAGCAGAGUUAGAGGACAUAAAGAGAACACAGCAACGCAAUCUGACAGACUGGAGUUUCACAGAACAUUUUAAACCAAAAAUUCUGCUUCAGGUUCUUCAAGAAGCCAAUCAGCAAUAUCGGUGUGUUGAUUCUUAUUACCAUACUCAAGACAAUUCUUUACUAUUGGUCUUUCAUAAUCCAAUGAAUAUGCAACGCCAGCACUGCGAAUACUGGAAUGUUGCUCUUCACUCCAAUGUUGGAUUCAGGAAUUAUUUAGAACUUAUUGCAAACACCAUUCAAGACUGGAUCACAAAAGAAGAAGCUAUGUAUCAGGAAAUAAAAAUGACUGAGGAGCUCAGAAAGACCAAGACUGAGCUUGAUUUGAAAUUGUCUACAAAUGCCAAAAUUUCUACUAGCAAAAUUUUUUCUGUUAAAAAAUCUAAAAGUAACAAGGUUUUCAGCAAAACGGAGCUAACAGCAGAUCCAGAAAAAGAGAAAGAGAAGGAAAAGAUCCCUUUCAUUUUAGAAGGUUCUCUCAAGGCAUGGAAAGAAGAACAAGAUCGCUUGGCAGAAGAGGAACGUUUGAAGGAAGAAAAGAAAGCAGAAAAGAAGAAAGAAGGUGGAGCCGGUAAAAGGAAGGGCAAGGAGAAGGUAGAGAAAGAAGAGAUCAAGCUGACCAAGAAAAGGUCUCUUGUGAAGGACAAAAUUAAAGAAGAUCAAAUGAAGCUCUCGGGAGCUUUAAUAGAUGAAAUUCUGCAGGAACCAGAACCUGAGAAAGCUUACCCGUUUCAUGGUUACAAUAUGGGAGAUAUACCUAUCCAGAUUUCAGGGUCCAAUUAUUAUCUGUAUCCUUCAGAUGGAGGACGAAUUGAAGUAGAAAAGACAAGCUUUGAAAAAGGCCCAACUUUUAUCAAAGUGAAAGUGAACAAGGACAAGCACAGUUUUAUAGUUCAUUUAAAAAACCCUAAGAAAAUUAUUAAAGAGGAUCAAAACAGAUAUAUAUAUUCUUCAGAAGAAGAGGAUGAAGAAGAAGCUGAGGAACAACAUCCCAAAAUAGAACAAUUGGGAGCAAAGAAUAAAGUUAUAAGCCAAUUUGGAUCUUUUUCUGCCACCUUGGAAAAUGGAAUCUGCCUCUCAAUAAGUUACUAUGGAUCAAGUGGAAUGGCCCCAGAAGAGAAAGACCAUAAUUUGGAAGCAAUGUUAGAUAUUCCAUCAGCACUUCUUCCAACAGUAAUUCCUGUUGUAGUGACGGUUCCUCAAGGCAAAAGCAAAGUGAAACCAAAAGGCAAAGAAAAGGUUAAAGAAUCUAUAAGAGAAGAGGAGAUACCAAAAGAAGAAGAAAAAAAGGAAGAAGUGGAAUUGGAACCUGUCAUGCAAGAGCCUCUUCAUAGUCCCACUUUCCAAAAGCUAAAUGUUUCUUGCCCCAGUGGACUCCUGGUGACCUUCAUUGGGCAAGAGUUUUCAGAUCAUCAUGUUAAUAAUGAGGAUCCCACUUGGGACAUUAUGGUUCGACAGAGCUACCCCCAGAAGGUGAAGCACUAUGAAUUCUACAAGUCUAUGCUGCCAUUAACAGAGCAAGAGGCAUCAAGAGUUAUCACCAGUCAAGGCACUGUAGUCAAAUACAUGUUGGAUGGAUCCACACAGAUCCUCUUUGCAAACGGUGCUGUGAGCAGUAGUCCUGACUCAGGUUCUGUUUGUCCUCAUCUUGUGACACUAAGGAGCCCUCAUAGCGCUGACUUAAUGGAGCCAGUGUCUCAGCAAAAGUCAGAAACUACGCCUUUUGAGAUUGUCGCCACAAAGAAAGGAAAAAGUCAUAAAGCUCCAGAACAAAAACCACUAUUGCCACAAAAGAGUGAAAUUCAGGAACCUCCAGCAGAAACUGUUCAAAUAGUACCACAUGUGGAGACUCACUUGGGCACCUGGUUUACAACCACACCUGAAGGAAAUCGGAUUGGCACCAAAGGGUUAGAAAGAAUAACAGAUUUGGCCCCGUUUUUAUCCUUCCAGGCCACAGAUCCUGUCAAUGGAACGGUUAUGACAACUCGAGAAGACAAAGUGAUUAUUGUCGAAAAAAGUGAUGGCACCAGAAUAGUGGACCAUGCUGAUGGGACCAGAAUCACAACCUUUUAUCAAGUUUAUGAAGUUCUUAUUAGUCCUACAGAUGAUAAUGAAACAAGUGAAGAUCCUCAGACUGUCACCAAGCAGGUGAAGUGCAUGCGGAUAGAAAACCCACACUAUGCCACAGUCAUUACCAACUGUGAGGACAGUAGCUGCUGUGCUACCUUUGGGGAUGGGACCGCUAUUAUUGCAAAGCCACAGGGAACAUACCAGGUGUUACCUCCAAACACGGGAUGCCUACAUAUUGAUAGGUAUUGCUCAGCUGUCUAUUACCAUGAAGUGAACAGUGACAUGUAUCAUCCUUUCCAAAAACAGGAGCAACUAAGAGCUAGCAAGUAUAUCAUGAAACAUACAUCAGACGUGGUCUGUGAGGUCCUGGAUCCUGAGGGAAACACCUUUCAGGUUAUGGCUGAUGGUAGCAUAUCAACUAUGUUACCUGAAAAUAAUUUUGAAGAUGAUGUAAGUGCAAACACUAAGGGGUAUGACAAUUUAUCAACUGUUCACCUUCAGAAAAAUCAUCUGCAAAUCUAUGGUGAACAUGUCCCAAGAUUUUUUGUUAUCUGUGCCGAUGGAUCGGGAGUGGAAUUUCUUCGAGACAGUGACAUAGAAGAAUUCCUUUCAUUGGCAUAUGGAGAAUCAACUUCUGUAGUUCUCCAAGAGCCAGUAGAGGAACAGCCAGGCACUCUGAGCAUCACAGUCCUUCGGCCCUUUCGUGAAGCAUCACCAUGGCUAAUGAAGAAAGAAUUAGAUACCAUUACUCCUCCUAAUCUCCAGUCAAGAACAUGGGACACAUUUCCUUCAGCUGAGAAAAAGACUCCAGGUCCUCCAUUUGCCACUCAACUAUGGAAAGGCCUCAACAUUGGAUCCAAACAGCUAGUGAGUGCCCCAGGCCCAAUACUCAAGAGCCCCAGUGUUCUACAGAUCCGCCAGUUCAUCCAGCAUGAGGUCAUAAAGAAUGAAGUGAAACUCAAGCUACAGGUUUCCCUUAAGGACUAUAUAAAUCAUAUUCUGAAGAAAGAAGAUGAGUUACAUAAAAUGACAGUUAAAGAUUCCAGAACUGAGGAAGAAAGAGGCAAUGCUGCAGAUCUUCUCAAGCUAGUUAUGUCUUUCCCCAAGGUGGAGGAAACUACAAAAAGUCAUGUUACUGAAGUUGCAGCCCACCUAUCUGAUUUAUUCAAACAAUCUUUGGCGGCUGCUCCAGAGUACCCACCAGACCCAUUUGAUAAAAAUUACUUGGAAAGGAAAUUAAGGCAAGUAGCAACUAAAAAGAAGUGGAAAGAAAAGAUAGAUCAACAGAGGAAGGACAUUGAAGAAAUACAAAAUUUUAUGUUAGAAAUUAAGAACAAAACAACAUCGCCCUACUUCAAAUCUGAAUUGAGCAAGUCAUACCAGACACAGUUUAAUCAUCUGAAGUCUCUUUCAAAAAAUCUGCCUCCUUUUACAAGGAAAGAUGAAGAUGCAAAUAGAACAGCUGUUCAAAAUGUAUCUUUUCUUCACUCAGACUCCAAGCCAAAAACUGUCUCUGAAAAGGAGUUUAUGGAUGUACUUACUCUUCCAAAAUCAGUAAGUUUUUUGGAUACUGCAGAGACCAUUAAACAGAACCCAUCUGAAACUUCAGUGACAAUUACUGAAGAACCAGAACCUGGUAGUGAGCCUGUGAAAAUUUUGACCCAGUCAUUGCUCCAGGAUGCUACAGGAGGCGUGAGAAAGGAGAAAGUGCGGUUGCCUCACUACCUGAUGAGUUCCAAGCCCAAGUCUCAACCUCUUGCCAAGGUGCAAGAUUCCAUUGGAGGAAAAGUGAGGACUUCUUCUAUUGCAGCUGCCACUAUUAACAAUACCAGUCAGUCCCUUUUUGGAUUCCAUCUUCUCCCACCAUCGGUCAAGUUUGGAUUGCUUGAAGAAGGGCACACCUACAUGACCACUGUAAAGCUCAAGAAUGUUGGGGUGGACUUCUGCAGGUUUAAGGUAAAGCAGCCUCCAUCCAGCACAGGACUGAAAGUGACUUACAAACCUGGGCCUGUGGCAGCCGGCUUGCAGACAGAACUGAAGGUGGAAUUAUUUGCGAUGGCUGUUGGUGAGGAUGGUGCCAAGGGGUCGGUGCAUAUCUCCCACAAUAUUGAGAUCAUGACUGAACAUGAUGUCCUUUUCUUGCCUGUGGAAGCAACUGUUGUAACAAGAAGCAAUUAUGCUAAGAGACUGAAGGAUUUUCCACAUGUAAGAGAAAACCCCAUGAUCCAGAGGAAUUCUACAAUUUCUCCCUCUACACUUGGAGUCUUCCUGUCUCAAAAAACUCCUCACUAGGUCCGUUUCCUCUCGGUAUAGCUCAACAGCCUCCAUGAUCCGCUCAGCCUACAAAGGACGACAAGGACUGAAGUUGUCAGUCACAUCACACCCCACCAUUCCUGAAUACUGCAGCUGGAAGGCCUGACCUGUAAAUUCUCAAACAAAAUAGCUGAACCCAUUAAAAUAAAGAUAUGUCAACAGAGGGCCAGAGCUA
Erinaceus europaeus (western European hedgehog) is the source of this 6916-nucleotide messenger RNA. RefSeq names its product sperm associated antigen 17 (gene SPAG17). Gene Ontology annotation, cellular component: axonemal central apparatus. Lineage: Eukaryota; Metazoa; Chordata; Mammalia; Eulipotyphla; Erinaceidae. The record is from RefSeq and is a predicted model, not a curated record. The transcript is spliced from 49 exons. The coding region runs from base 40 to 6720 and encodes 2226 amino acids. Gene Ontology annotation, biological process: epithelial cilium movement involved in extracellular fluid movement; axonemal central apparatus assembly.